Messenger RNA from Menidia menidia (Atlantic silverside), 1716 nucleotides. The record is from the annotation of a GenBank genome assembly. Lineage: Eukaryota; Metazoa; Chordata; Actinopteri; Atheriniformes; Atherinopsidae.
AUGCACCGCUGCACUUUAAGGUUUGCUGAGCAGCGUUGGCGGUGUUCAGUGCGCCUUAUGAGCUCAGCGGCCGGGAAGAGGAGAGCUCUACGCAGUGCCUUCCCAGUGCUGGACCUGCCCCUGCAGCCCAUCCAUCACCACGUAUAUGAAGCAAACCUGAAAAACAGCAACGCCUGUCAUGAGAAGUAUGCAGAGUUCAAAGAAAAGGUGAAAAAGGGGGGAGGAGAAAACGCCAUAGCCAGACACACUCAAAGAAACCGCAAGUUGCUUGUGAGGGAUCGACUGCGUCUGCUGUUAGAUGAUGAGGACUUCCUGGAGCUUUCACCAUUUGCUGGUUUGGGCCUUCCUUAUGGGGACAUCCCUUCAGCUGGCUGCCUCACAGGCAUUGGCAAGAUCAAUAGCCUGUGGUGUGUGUUUAUUGCGAAUGAUGCAACUGUGAAAGGCGGCACUGCUUACCCAAUCUCUGUAAAGAAGCAGCUACGAGCUCAGGAUAUAGCAAUCCAAAACCGCCUGCCUUGUGUCUACCUGGUCGACUCGGGCGGAGCUUUCCUACCGCUGCAGUCAGAGAUCUUUCCUGAUAAGAACCAUGGAGGAAGAACCUUUUAUAAUGAAGCCAUCAUGUCCGCCAUGAAGAUCCCUCAGGUGGCGUUGGUAUGUGGGUCCUGCACAGCCGGAGGAGCCUACAUCCCCACAAUGGCAGAAGAGACCGUAAUGGUGCACCGGAUAGGAACCAUUUUCCUGGGGGGACCGCCACUUGUCAAAGCUGCCACGGGUGAAGAAGUGACCCCAGAGGACCUGGGAGGAGCUAGACUUCACUCUGAGGUGAGCGGCUGCGUUGAUCAUUUUGCGUGGGAAGAAAAAGAGGCCUUCGAUUACACCAGAAACAUAAUUUCAACCCUGAACUUCCAACUGCCUGAGGAAGAGGAGGACUUUGCGAAGAAGAGCGCUGUGGAGGAGCCCCUGCACAAUUCACAUGAGCUUUUGGGCCUCGCUCCUCAGAGUUAUAGCUACAGUCUGGAUGUCAAAUUGAUAGUCAGUCGGCUAACAGACGGAAGCCGCUUCCAGGAAUUUAAAGCUGGUUACGGAACUACACUAAUCACUGGCUUUGCAAAGAUUCAUGGUCACCUGGUGGGAAUUGUAGCCAAUAACGGGGUGCUGUCGUAUGAAGCUGCACUGAAAGGAAGUCAUUUUGUCCAGCUCUGUGACCAGAGAGAUGUUCCCCUCAUCUUUCUCCAGAACACAGCACCCGUAGCAGCACUCACUCUCUCCACCACACAGGCAGAGAUGAACAGUAACUGUUUGAAGGCGCAGGGUUCAAUGAUGUCCGCAGUGGCUUGUGCCUCUGUCCCGAAAAUCACGGUGGUGAUAGGUGGUUGCCAUGGUGCUGACAGCUACGCUAUGUGUGGACGGGCGUUUGACCCCAAUUUCCUGUUCCUGUGGCCCAACGCCAGAGUGUCAAUGACGGCUCCAGGUCACGCUGCCUCUUUGCUUCCCCUUUUCGAACUGGAGGAGGAGCAGAAGAAGCAGGAGGAGAGGUUGAAUAGCAAGUUGAAAGAAGAAAGCACAGCUUUCUUUUCCUCCGGCAGGAUGUGGGACGAUGGAGUCAUUCUUCCACAGGACACCAGGAAGGUCUUAAAGGACUCCCUGAACAUCAUCAAACAGCGGCAGUAUCAGCUGUCUACAGAGAAACAGCAGUCAGUUCUUCUACGCGUAUAG